UUUUUUGGGGAAAAGCCUCUAAAGUCAUUGUUAGAUCUAAAUUCGGAGAAUGCUAAACGUAAAUUGUACAAAAUUUGGAUACAUCUUCCAGCCAUAGAAUCCAUUUCGUUUCGCUGAAAAAUGUGCAGCCCGUCGUGUAAAUCAUGCAAAGCCCCUCCCCAAUGUACUCGAUGUCCGCCCAUGUGCUGUAGCCCCGGCAUAAGCUACUGUAUUUUCGACCUGGAGAGUGCUGUUUUCGAUACCCGCCACGUCUACCAGAAGGCUCUCAUUGAUCUGGCCACUAGCUACAAUAGGAUAAUACCGGAACUACUACUGAUACAAAUCGGACCCAUGGAGACGGCAGAGAUGGCGGAGCUAAUCUGCCGGAAGUUGAACAUGCCAGUCAGUUGGGAGACCUUCCGAUUCCAGCUAAAUGAACUCACCUCAGCGAUGAUCGCCAAUCCGCCGCUGAUGCCGGGAGUGGAGCGGCUGGUGCGCCACUUGUGCAAGUGCUGCAUGGGCCUGGCCCUGAUCACCUCCUGCUCGGAGAGCAUGUACUGCAGCAAGAUCAGGGACCGUGAGGAGUUCUUCGAGCACUUCUCCACGGUACUCUUUGGGGAUGAUGCUGAGGUGAGGGCUUCCAAGCCGCAGCCGGACGUGUAUCUGAUAGCCAUGUCUCGGCUGGGCGAGGCGGGGACGGACUGCACCCUGGUGUUCGAGGGCACCCCCCAGGGCGUCCAGGCGGCCACCGAUGCCCGCCUGCCGGUCGUCAUGCUGGCGGAGAGCACGCUGCCCUGCUGUUGGUCUGAGCUGGCGACGUUGCGCCUGGAGACCCUGGAAGAGUUCGAUCCGGAGGAGUUCAACAUGCCGCCGUACAGCUGCACGGAACCGCCGCCCAAGAAGGUGAAGCGCAAGAGCCGCCGCAGCUCCCAGACCUCCAGUCGUCGCAGUUCAGAGGCGAUGAGGGCGGCCGCCGAAGCCGCCGCCGCUGCAGCGGCCGAGGAGGGUGGGGAGGAGGAGCAGGAAGAAGCUGAAUAGUGAUUUUAUGGAAGAAAAAGUUGGUGGAUUUUACCAUGUUGGAUCUGGUAUGAAUUUGAAGUUCAUUUUGAGACUAGUGAUUUUAAAAGGACUAAUAAAUCUAUGUAUUAUAGUAA
Drosophila ananassae is the source of this 1133-nucleotide messenger RNA. RefSeq names its product probable pseudouridine-5'-phosphatase. Bases 121 to 1017 code for a protein of 298 amino acids. NCBI's taxonomy places the organism in Eukaryota, Metazoa, Arthropoda, Insecta, Diptera, Drosophilidae. The transcript has 2 exons. The record is from RefSeq and is a predicted model, not a curated record. Gene Ontology annotation, molecular function: phosphatase activity.